This is a messenger RNA of Melanaphis sacchari, 2321 nucleotides long. Its product is annotated as cytochrome P450 4C1-like. The record is from RefSeq and is a predicted model, not a curated record. Lineage: Eukaryota; Metazoa; Arthropoda; Insecta; Hemiptera; Aphididae. Bases 642 to 2168 code for a protein of 508 amino acids. Gene Ontology annotation, molecular function: heme binding; oxidoreductase activity, acting on paired donors, with incorporation or reduction of molecular oxygen; monooxygenase activity. The transcript is spliced from 10 exons.
UGCGCACUAGAUCGGCGGCAAUUUGUCAUGCCGGCUGCGUUGAGUAGGUAACCUACGAUCUCGUUAAAAUUUCCGUAUACGCACUGCGACCAGACCGACACACCACUAUCGUCGUCGUCGUCGUCGUCAUCUCGUUUACAAAUCGCGUCCGUACUGCAGUCCAAAAUAGCUGCACAUCGUAAUAAUUAUUAUUAUUACAACGAUAAAAUAAAAAUAAUAAUAAUUAUAUUGCGCGCGUCGCAUCAAACCGCGUGAAAACGUCGCGUAGUCGUUCAAUCUCACACACGCGGCGCGUACCCACACCGGCGAUUGCCGUAUACGUUUCAAGACAUCAGGAAAAGAUCCUUUUUUCGUCCUUCCGUCGGUUUCCACGUGACUCGUCGACGACGCUCAUCGGCCGCAUCCACCCGCGUUUCAAAAACGCGUAGUACCGCCGUGUGCAGCCCGCAGUCUGCACCCCGUGAUCCGCGCCGCAGCGCCGACGGCGGUUCCUGAUUCCCGCGGGGCACUACCGCUGCAACACACUACCGCGGUUUAAUAAUAACACGAUAUACCAGGUAUAUUAUAUUAUAUCCGACACGCGGUCCUCGAUCAACACGGUAACUGUUGCGGUACUCUGCGCCGGUACAUAACCAACGACAAUGGACGGCACCACGUUGAUUUUGAUAUACAUGGUCGUAGCGCUCGUCGGUUUCGCGCUCAUCGGGCCCAUGGUUCGCAGGCGAAAAUUCAUCGCCUCGUUCAGUGCCAUCGCUGGACCACCGUCUCUGCCGCUCUUCGGCAACGCACUACAGCUAAACGGAUCCGCUUCCGAUUUCUUUAGACUUUUACUCAAAUGGCAUUCAAAAUUUGGAGACACGUAUCAGCUGUGGAUCGGUCUUCGACCAUUCAUUGCAAUGGCUGACGCUGACCAUAUUCAGCAAGUUUUGAACUCGAAAACUCAUAUUGACAAGAAUUUAGAAUAUAAUCUUCUACUUCCAUUUAUCGGUACAGGACUAGUGACAAGCUCAGGAUCAAAAUGGCAAAUGAGAAGGAAAUUAUUGACUCCAGCGUUUCAUUCAAGUAUUCUCGAAGAAUUUUUACCAUUAAUAGAAACAAAGUGUAAAACUUUAGUGAAAGUGUUAAGAAAAGAGCUCGAUAACGUUACAGGAUUCGAUAUAAAGCCUUACGCAAAAUUGGCUGCGCUAGAUAUCAUCGGUAUAACGGCUAUGGGCUACGAGAUCAAUUCGCAGGAAAAUUCUCAGUUGGAAUACGUUAAAGCUUUGGACGAGCUUACCGCAAUCAUGCAGAAACGGUUUAUAACACCGUGGUUGAAACCAAAUUUUUUGUUCAACUUAACAUCACUUAGUAAAAGACAAAAUGCGUGUAUAGACGUUAUACAUACAUUUACAAAAAAGGUUUUAAAAGAGAGGAAGGAUAAUUAUAAAUUAUUCAAUAACCAAAUGUCAGAUGCGAAUAAAAAUGAAAUUCAUCACGGUAAAAAAUAUAAUAAAGCAUUAUUGGAUUUAUUGUUAGAAGCAUCUAAGGAUGGAAAAGUUCUGAGUGACAACGAUAUUCAAGAAGAAGUUGAUACUUUCAUGUUUGCGGGAGUUGACACGAGUUCCGUCACUUUUUCUUGGAUUAUGUAUGUUUUGGGUCAACAUCCACAUGUACAAGAUCGUAUAUUGGAAGAAUUAGACGAAAAAAUCCCGAAUUUCGGCACUGCAAAAUUAUCAUCAACAAUUUUAAACAGCCUUGAUUAUUUGGAAAGAACUAUUAAAGAGGUGAUACGACUUUACCCAACCGUCCCAUUUAUCGGUAGACAAAUUUACGAACCACUCUCAAUCGGUGAUCACACUAUUUUGCCAGGGACGUCGAUUUUCAUAAAUGUGUUUGCUUUACACAGAAAUGAAAAACAUUUUGAAAACCCGAAAAAGUUUGACCCUGAUAGAUUUUUAAAGGAAAACAAAAACGAUCAACAUCCUUAUUCCUAUAUACCAUUUAGUGCAGGAUCGAGGAAUUGUAUUGGAAAAAAGUUUGCAUUGCUUAUACUCAAAAUUGCUGUUGCUACAGUGAUAAAAUCGUACAGAGUUAAGUCAUUAGACCCAGAAGAAAAGUUAGGCCUUGUCGGUGAAAUCGUAUUGAAUGCACUGAAUGGAAUCAAUGUGACACUUGAAAAACGGACGUAAAUCUAUCUUUGUGCUCACAGACUUUAUAAUAAAUACAUUCAUUUUGUAUUGACUAUUUCCACUGCGUAAUGUUAACUGUAUUUAAGUAUUAAGUUUUUAAUUAUAUUGGUAUUAUUUUUUAAGUUUUUAUGCAUUGGAUAUUUUUUUUUUUUU